AUCUUAUCCCUACCUUAAUAACCCAAAGAGAUAGAGCAUAGAGCGAAAGAGAGAGAGGGUGUAGGUGAAGGCCAUGGCUAGUUGUAACAUGGCAUCAGCAGCAUCUGGGUUUGUGUUUACAUCAAACAUAACCUCCACAAGCUCAUCUUCACGAAACACAAUCUCCUUUCAUUCCAAGAACAACUCAAGGCUAGUUGUACGUGCCUCUGAGGAGACCACCGGCACCGCCCCACUCCCUUCUGAGGAGACCACCGGCACCACCCCACCCCCUUCUGAGCAGACCACCGGCACCGCCCCACCCCCUACUGAGGGACAAGCUCCGCCGCCGAAGCCUCCUCCAAUUGGACCCAAGAGGGGCGCCAAGGUGAAGAUUCUUAGAAGGGAAUCCUAUUGGUACAAUGGCAUUGGAUCUGUUGUAGCAGUUGAUCAGGACCCAAAAACUCGAUAUCCUGUUGUCGUUCGAUUCAACAAAGUCAACUACGCCAAUGUAUCGACUAACAACUACGCAUUGGAUGAGAUCCUGGAAGUGAAGUGAGAAUUGAGAAAGAUGACCCCCUGUAUCCAUAGUGUGAUCUGUAAUUUGCCUCGGUUACAUACCGGAUAGUGUACUGUGCCUGCAAAUCUGUAUAAUACUUUCUCCUUGUUAUACCAUCUCCUGUUCCUACUUAUAUUAUGAUCAUGAAUUCACAGUUA
Molecule: messenger RNA, 693 nt
Organism: Macadamia integrifolia
Lineage: Eukaryota; Viridiplantae; Streptophyta; Magnoliopsida; Proteales; Proteaceae
Product: photosystem I reaction center subunit IV A, chloroplastic-like
Exons: 3
Coding region: 74-535 (153 amino acids)
Biological process (GO): photosynthesis
Cellular component (GO): photosystem I; photosystem I reaction center
Source: RefSeq, a predicted model, not a curated record